CACCUGUUCCAGCUCCCAGCCCAGCAUGGCAUCCCUGCUAUCCGUCUGUUCCUUGCCCUCGAUCCUGAUUCUGCUGGCUGUCCUGGCCCCAGGGGCUGCAGAAUUCAACAUCUCAAGCCUUUCUGGUCUGCUGUCCCCGGCGCUAACUGAGAGCCUGCUAGUUGCCUUGCCCCCCUGUCACCUCACAGGAGGCAACGCCACACUGAUGGUCCGGAGAGCCAAUGACAGCAAAGUGGUGAAGUCCAGCUUCGUGGUGCCUCCAUGCCGUGGGCGAAGGGAGCUGGUGAGUGUGGUGGACAGUGGGGCUGGCUUCACAGUCUCUCGGCUCAGUGCAUACCAGGUGACAAACCUCGUGCCAGGAACCAAAUACUACAUUUCCUACCUAGUGAAGAAGGGGGCAUCCACUGAGUCCAGCAGAGAGGUCCCAAUGUCCACACUGCCUCGAAAGAAUAUGGAAUCCAUUGGGCUGGGGAUGGCCCGAACAGGAGGCAUGGUGGUCAUCACAGUGCUGCUCUCUGUCGCCAUGUUCCUGCUGGUUGUGGGCUUCAUCGUUGCCCUGGCACUGGGUGCUCGCAAGUGAGGAGGCCCUCUGGGAAGUCCCGGGCACUGUCCAUUUCCACAGCUUGCCUCCUCCCAGGUCCCAGCCACUGGCCUUUGGCUUCUUCGGUGCCCUCCCCUCCCCCUGCCCCCUGCCCCCGAAGCCCUUUCCUCUGUCCCUCUCCUUGUCCCCAAUGCCUCACCUCCCAACAUGACCUAUUAUUCCCCUCACCCACUCCUGCCA
This is a messenger RNA of Carlito syrichta (Philippine tarsier), 781 nucleotides long. It is a transcript of the gene UPK2, whose product is annotated as uroplakin 2. The coding region runs from base 26 to 580 and encodes 184 amino acids. Gene Ontology annotation, biological process: epithelial cell differentiation. Gene Ontology annotation, cellular component: apical plasma membrane. The record is from RefSeq and is a predicted model, not a curated record. Lineage: Eukaryota; Metazoa; Chordata; Mammalia; Primates; Tarsiidae. The transcript has 5 exons.